UACCAACCGAGCGACUAACAAGCAAAUCGUGAGCGUGCGUUCAAUAAACGUGUGAAAGAGUUCGCAAAUAAAUCACUUUAAUCCUCCGCAACACCUUCAUAUCCAGACAUGAAAUAUCUGAUCGUACUUAGCUUGAUCGCAGCCACCACCGCUGCCCCUGGAUUAUUGGGUUUGGGUCAUGGAUCGUAUGCAGCGCCAGCGCUGAGUUUAGGUCAUGCCCCAGCUUAUAGUUACGCCGCUCCAGCUCUUAGUUUUGCUCAACCCGCCCCAGCUAUCAGUUACGCCGCUCCAGCUGUUAGUUACGCAGCGCCAGCCAUCAGCCUUGCUCCAGCGCCCGUUGUCAAGACUUACUCCGCACCUGCUGUAGUAGCCGCACCGACCAUAGUGAAAGCAGCCCCAGCCGCCACCAGCUACUCCACCUUCAGUCAGGUCAUUCAGCAAUCUGCUCCAGCCGUCGUGAAGGUCGCCGCCGCUGCACCAGUUGCCGUAGCGGCUCCUGCCAUUUCUUACGCUGCACCCGCUCCGGCCAUCUCGUAUGCUGCCGCACCGGCGAUCUCGUAUGCCGCACCUGCGCCAGCCAUUUCGUACGCCGCACCCUCCAUCUCAUACGCCGCCCCCGCUCCAGCCAUUUCAUACGCCGCAGCCGCCCCAUCCAUUUCUUAUGCUGCAGCUGCCCCAGCCAUUUCGUACGCCGCAGCCGCCCCAUCCAUUUCUUAUGCUGCAGCUGCACCAGCCAUCUCGUAUGCUGCCGCACCGACCAUCUCGUAUGCCGCAUCCGCCCCAACCAUUUCGUACGCCGCACCCGCCAUAAAAUACGCCGCCCCCGCGAUCUCCUACGCUGCAGCUGCCCCAUCCAUUGUGAAGUAUGCUGCUCCAGCCAUCAGCUACGGUGCCGGUCUCAGUUAUGGCCACGGCUAUCAUUAAAUGCGUUACAAUCCACGUGCAGCAAAAACGAAAUGGAAAUAAGCAAAGACACGCAUGCGAGAAAAAUUCACAAUAACGUGGUGUAACGGAAAAAAAAAUGCAAAAUGCAUAUGUUUUAACAAAAAAACUAAUAUAAAGGCCACAUAAAUAGCGUCAAAAUGGCGUAACUGAGGAAUGCGGUGCAAAAUAAUACGGAAGUUGUCUA
This is a messenger RNA of Bactrocera oleae (olive fruit fly), 1129 nucleotides long. RefSeq names its product ice-structuring glycoprotein. NCBI's taxonomy places the organism in Eukaryota, Metazoa, Arthropoda, Insecta, Diptera, Tephritidae. Gene Ontology annotation, biological process: positive regulation of transcription by RNA polymerase II. Gene Ontology annotation, molecular function: transcription coactivator activity. The record is from RefSeq and is a predicted model, not a curated record. Gene Ontology annotation, cellular component: RNA polymerase II transcription regulator complex.